Chaetomium fimeti is the source of this 1362-nucleotide messenger RNA. RefSeq lists its product as uncharacterized. The coding region runs from base 271 to 1269 and encodes 332 amino acids. NCBI's taxonomy places the organism in Eukaryota, Fungi, Ascomycota, Sordariomycetes, Sordariales, Chaetomiaceae. The transcript is spliced from 2 exons. The record is from RefSeq and is a predicted model, not a curated record.
GUUCGCCGCGUCCACAGCAAAGGGUUAAACGAUGCCGAGCUAUCUUUGUUCCAUGAAGAACCAACAUGAGGGGAAUGCUGAGGUGCCGUCUUAUAAUAGAAACCUGCGUGGCUUUUUGACUGUCUCACCAUGUCCGCCAGGCCGACUCAUCCUUUCUCUUUUCCUCUGUCUUGUGGUUGAGUCAGCAGCACAAUCACCACCGCCGUUGAACGCCGUCGCUGCUGGUUGCCGUUACAUGCCCGCGGGUCCGGUCCGUUCCCCGCGCAUAUCAUGGUUUUGUUUACUGUUGCCGGGUUGCUUCUUGUUCUCGGUGGCCUCGGAGAGACAGCGGCGUUGGUGCUGUCCCGGUGGCAGGAACCCCAUUCUAAUGUCACGACGGCAACGCUGGACCCGCGAUCAUUUGGGAUAGCCGUCCUCAGCUCGAGGCUUAACACCAUAUAUCUGAGCGGGGACCCUCGAAAAUCUCGGACGGCUGAUUUCGGUUUCGACUUUCGGAUCUAUGGCCAGGUGUGGGCGCCUUGUCCGGUCACGAUUGCCGACGCGCGGGAAUGUAUGGUGGAGAGCUGUGUCGAUAACCUUCUCUGCCCCGAUGGAUGCGGGUUUACUGAUGGAACCUUGUCUACCCUUAGCUGCACCCGGACCAACCAAUUCUGCUCGACGGCUUACCUGACCAUCGAAAAAGCGGCAGUAGAUCCAGUGACGAACUACGCCUGCGCCGAUGAUCAGAGCGAAAACUUUUAUAAGGGCUUUACAACAGACCCGCCACUGGAGGAUUUGACAACAUCGGCGCCGACGACAACCACCACGGGCCCCGAUGCAGCAACAACAGGAGGAUCAAAUCAGUCCAGCACCCCGAGAAGUACCGAACCACCAUCGGGCAGCCAAACAUCAGGGCCGGCGGCAGGUCCCGACGCAGGGUCCAACAGCUCCGGCCCCGCCAACAACACAGGGGCCAUCAUCGGCGGGGUGGCUGGCUGCCUCGCACUCGUCUGCGGAUUCGCCCUCGCCGGGGUCUGGCUCAUACGGCGGAACAAGAACGCAAACGCCAACGCGCGCUCUUCGUCUUCCGGCACCAGCGACGGGGCGUCAUUCGACGGGAAACCGGAGAUGGAAGCGCACGAACGAGUCCGCGCAGAGCUGUUCGGACAGAGCUUGUCGGAAAUGUCCUCGAGAGGACCGGCUGCUUAUGACACGUCGACCUACCGUGCCGAUGACCACGCCAUGACGCCGGUGGAACUUCCGACUAAUGCACGGGCCGGUUGGGUGUGACGUUGGAAGAUGUCUCAAAUAUUCCGUCAGCCUGUGUUGGGGGUGAAAGUGGGUGAAAGUGGAUGAAAGUGGGUGAAAGUGGAUGAAAGUGGG